Molecule: messenger RNA, 2112 nt
Organism: Morus notabilis
Lineage: Eukaryota; Viridiplantae; Streptophyta; Magnoliopsida; Rosales; Moraceae
Product: ABC transporter G family member 6
Exons: 1
Coding region: 1-2112 (703 amino acids)
Cellular component (GO): membrane
Molecular function (GO): ATP hydrolysis activity; ATP binding; ABC-type transporter activity
Source: RefSeq, a predicted model, not a curated record
AUGGAAGACAACAACCUCCAACAGCUUUCACAUCAUGAGAAUGAUGAUGACGCCAUGGAAGAGGAGAUUUUCGGCGGCGGUGGAGGCGAGAUCUCAACGCACCGGGUGCUCGUCGACAUCGGUGACGGUACCGAAAACCCCGAACCACAAUCAUUCUCUUAUGUUCUCUCUUUUAGAAACCUCAGUUACAACGUCAACCUCCGUCAGAAAUUGACCUUUCAAUCCCUACUUACAAGAACCGCGAAGCCGAUAACUAAGAUAAUCCUAAAAGACAUCUCCGGCGAAGCGCACGUCGGCGAAAUACUCGCACUCGUAGGCGCCAGCGGCUCCGGGAAAACGACACUGCUCGACGCUUUAGCGAAUCGAAUUGAGAAAGAGAGCUUAAAAGGAAGUGUGGAUUUGAACGGCGAGGUGUUGGAGUCUCGGUUACAGAAAGCGAUCACGGCAUACGUAAUGCAAGACGAUUUGCUAUACCCAAUGCUAACGGUGGAAGAGACAUUGAUGUUCGCUGCAAAGUUCCGGCUUCCCCGGACACUAGAAAAGUCCAAGAAGAAAGAGCGAGUCCAGGCCGCGAUUGACCAAUUAGGCCUCCGAAGCGCGGCAAGGAUGAUCAUGGGUGACGAAGGGCACCGCGGAAUAUCUGGCGGCGAGCGGCGACGCGUCUCAAUAGGAGUCGACAUAAUUCACGAUCCUGUUCUCCUGUUCUUGGACGAACCGACUUCAGGGCUUGAUUCGACGGGCGCGUUCGCGGUGGUGAAGGUCCUAAAGAGGAUCGCUCGGAGCGGCAAUGUCGUCGUCAUGUCGAUUCACCAACCUAGUUACCAAAUUCUUGAUUUCCUCGAUCGACUGAUCUUCCUCUCUCACGGAGAAGUUGUCUAUAGAGGAUCUCCGCGAAAUCUUCCCGUGUUCUUCUCCGGCUUCGGUCGACCGAUUCCAACCAACACAAAUCCAGUUGAAUUCGUGCUUGAUCUGAUCUCCGAGCUCGAAGACUCGACCGACGGAAUCAAUGGUUUGGUGGAGUUCAACAAGACGUGGGAAUGUCCUGAAUUUUCCACCAACUCCAUUAAUGGAAAUGUUAAUGGCUCGAAUGUUCUUCCCCUCAAAGAUGCAUUAAAUUUUGGAAUUUCCAGAGGCAAGUUAAUCAUAAAUGACAGUACUAAUUUUCCGAGUUUUGCAAAUCCCUUAUGGAUCGAAACUCUGAUCCUACUUAAGCGCUCAAUCACCAAUUCACGAAGAUCACCAGGAAUAUUCUUGAUCCAAUUUCUUACGAUCUUAUUUGGUGGUGUUUUCAUAGCCUCUCUAUUUUGGCAGCUUGAUGAGUCCUCUCAAGGGGUCCAAGAACUCCUAUCAUUUUUCGCCUACACCAUAACGCUGCCCUUCUUUUGUACAUGUCAGUCUCUCCCUCUUUACCUCCAAGACCGAGACAUCUUCAUCAGAGAAACCGCUUACAACACUUAUCGCCGAUUCUCCUAUGUUCUCUCUCGUUCCCUAGUGGAUCUCCCACUUCUAAUCAUCUUCACGCUUACCUUAUCGACGAUCACAUUUUGGGGCGUGGGGAUCGCCGGAGACUUGGUUGGAUUCAUGUUCUACUUCUUGAUCAUUUGUGGCUCGUUUCUGGUUGGAAAUUCAGUUACUGCGUUCGUCUCUGGCCUAGUUCCAAACAUUCUUAUCGGAUUCACGGUUGUGAUGUUGUUCUCCGGGUAUUCCGUUCUCUUAUGCGGAUUCUUCCUCCACAAGGAUCAAAUACCUCCUUAUUGGAUUUGGUUCCACUAUAUCGCGGUCAGCAAGUAUACAUACGAAGCGCUUGUGCGGAAUGAGUUUGAGAGACCGACCAAGUGCUUCGAGAGAGCUGUGGAGAUGUUCGACAACACGCCGUUUGCUAAUGUAUCGCCCGCCAUGAAAGCGAGUUUGUUGGGAGACUGGAGCACCUCGCUAGGGAUGAACGUGACGAGCUCGACGUGUACGAGGACUGGUUUCGACGUUUUGCAAGAGCAAAGUUUCAGUGAUCUCAACAAGUGGAAUUACAUGCUGGUUCUUUUAAGUUGGUGUUUCUUUUACUGGAUUCUGUUUUUUUUUUCAUUGUUACUUGGGAACAAAAAUAAAAGGAAGUAG